Miscanthus lutarioriparius is the source of this 768-nucleotide messenger RNA. Lineage: Eukaryota; Viridiplantae; Streptophyta; Magnoliopsida; Poales; Poaceae. The record is from the annotation of a GenBank genome assembly.
AUGGAGGCGUACGCUGCUGGAGCCAAGUUCGAUUGCUUGCUGUUUGACAUGGAUGACACCCUGUACCCGCUGAGCCUAGGCAUCAACCUAGCAUGCCGCAAGAACAUACAGGAGUACAUGCUGAACAAGCUGCGGAUUGAGGAGAGCCAGGUCCCCAAGAUGUGCCUCGACCUGUACAGGGAGUAUGGAACUACAAUGGCCGGCCUCAAGGUUUUGGGGUACGAUUUCGACUACGACGACUUCCACGCCUGCGUCCAUGGCACGCUGCCGUAUGAGAAGGUGAAGCCUGACCCGGUGCUCAGGCAGUUGCUGCUUUCCCUGCCGCAGAGGAAGAUCAUUUUCACCAACUCUGACAACGCCCAUGCGGCCAGAGUCCUGGAGAAGCUCGGCCUCGAGGACUGCUUCGAAGGGAUCAUCUGCUUCGAGACCCUCAAUCCGCCACCGACCGAGAAGAAGGAUGGCAGCGGGAUCCUGUGCAAGCCCUCGCUGGAGUCCAUGGAAGCCGUCAUCGACAUCGCCAAGCUCGACGCCAAGAGAACGGUGUUCUUUGACGACAGCGCGCGCAACAUCGCCGCCGGGAAGGCCGCCGGUUUCCACACCGUCAUCGUGGGGAGCUCGGCGCUGGUGCCAGGGGCGGACGUGGCGCUGGAGAGCAUCCACAACAUCAAGGAGGCGCUGCCGGAGCUCUGGGAGGCCGCCGGCAGCGGCGGCGACCACGUCGAGGCCGUCCUCCGGUCCGCCGCCGUCGAGACCACAGUGAUUGCCUGA